Molecule: messenger RNA, 833 nt
Organism: Cornus florida
Lineage: Eukaryota; Viridiplantae; Streptophyta; Magnoliopsida; Cornales; Cornaceae
Exons: 5
Coding region: 93-569 (158 amino acids)
Biological process (GO): protein folding
Cellular component (GO): cytoplasm
Source: RefSeq, a predicted model, not a curated record
UAACGUCUCUAUGCAGUUUCCGCGGUUAACCCAAAUAGCAUAUGGACAAAAUCAGCAGCAAAAACCUCUGAACAAGCGAAACGCACAAAAAAAUGGCAGAGAAAUUGGCACCUGAAGAACGUCACAGCUUCUUUCAUGGCAGUCAGAAGGUUUUCGAAUGGAAUCAAACCCUAGAUGAGGUGGACAUGUACAUCAAUCUGCCUCCAAACGUCCCUAAGAAGCUUUUCUACUGCAAGAUUCAGUCUAAACACGUCGAAGUUGGCAUUAAAGGCAACCCUCCUUAUCUCAAUCACGUACUCACUUGCCCUGUGAAGAUGGAUUCUUCAUUUUGGACUAUAGAGGAUGAUAUUUUGCAUCUAACUCUGCAGAAGAGGGACAUAGGCCAGACAUGGUCUUCGCCCAUAGAGGGUCAGGGUCAGCUUGAUCCUUAUGGGGCGGAUAUUGAACAGAAGCGCCUUAUGCUUCAGAGAUUUCAAGAGGAGAACCCAGGAUUUGAUUUCUCACAGGCUCAGUUUUCAGGAAACUGUCCAGAUCCAAGGACAUUCAUGGGUGGGAUCAGAUCUGAUUGACAAAUCUUGUAUGCUGUAAUGAACAUUUACAUAUACUAUUUCUCAUCUCGAACCUCUUUUAGAUAGAAAGUUAGAGUUAGCCUUGUGUUAAAACCUUCAUCUUGUGCUCACUACUUAUUUGCCAUUCGUGAAGCAAGCUUUGUAAAUUAUUUUCAAUAUUGCAGUGUUAAUAGCCAGAUGCCUUUCAUAUUUAACAAUAAAUCCUCGUUUUGACAGCGGACAUAAUUUUAUUAUUUUAGAUAAAAUUGUUGGUACCUUGUCUCU